Amphiprion ocellaris (clown anemonefish) is the source of this 2072-nucleotide messenger RNA. RefSeq names its product homeobox C13a (gene hoxc13a). Gene Ontology annotation, molecular function: DNA-binding transcription factor activity, RNA polymerase II-specific; RNA polymerase II cis-regulatory region sequence-specific DNA binding. The record is from RefSeq and is a predicted model, not a curated record. Gene Ontology annotation, biological process: regulation of transcription by RNA polymerase II. The transcript is spliced from 2 exons. Lineage: Eukaryota; Metazoa; Chordata; Actinopteri; Pomacentridae. Bases 156 to 1076 code for a protein of 306 amino acids.
UCUCGUAGGACUUGUUAGCGUAUCACGUGCCAGAUUCUUAAUGAAGUGGACACACAGGGGCCUCGUGUGCGCAUGCGCGUGGUGUAAAAUGUAGUUGGAAAUGAGGUGUCCGUCUUGGAGUAGUCGACUUUUAAAAAGCAUCGGCAGCCCGUGAUAUGACGACUUCGCUGGUUCUGCAUCCACGCUGGGCGGACACCUUGAUGUACGUUUAUGAAAAAAGCCCGAAUGAAAACAACCAGAAUAAAAGCCAAACAAUGGAGGGACUGAGCGGUAAUUGCCCUGCGACCCACUGCAGGGACCUGAUGUCGCACCCCGCGCUGGGACGACAUUCUGGCACCAUAGCGACCCACCAGGGCUCCGUCUACUCGGAUAUUUCCUCUCCAGACACCGGCCGGCAGUGUCCCGCUCCUCAGACUUCAUCCAGCGCGUCUUUGAGUUACGGUUAUCCCUUUGGAAACCCAUAUUACGGCUGUAGAUUAUCUCAUUCGCACAACGUGAACUUGCAGCAGAAGCCUUGCUCGUACCAUCCCGCAGAGAAAUAUGCCGAGCCCAGCACAGCGCUGCCCACGGAAGAACUGUCUACCAGGGCGAAAGAGUUUGCCUUCUACCCGAGUUUCGCCAGCUCAUAUCAGGCUGUUCCUGGAUAUCUGGACGUGUCGGUAGUGCCCAGUAUCAGUGCCCACCCUGAACCACGGCACGACGCCUUGAUCCCCAUGGAGGGCUACCAGCACUGGGCUCUCUCCAAUGGCUGGGAUGGGCAGGUGUAUUGCUCCAAAGAGCAAACACAGUCAAGUCAUCUUUGGAAAUCACCUUUCCCAGAUGUGGUGCCCCUGCAGCCUGAAGUCAGCAGUUAUCGUCGUGGGCGUAAAAAGCGCGUCCCCUACACCAAGCUGCAGCUGAAGGAGCUGGAGAAAGAGUACGCAGCGAGCAAGUUCAUCACCAAAGACAAGAGAAGGCGCAUCUCGGCCGCCACCAACCUCUCAGAGCGUCAAGUUACCAUCUGGUUCCAAAACCGACGAGUCAAGGAGAAGAAAUUUGUCAGUAAAUCCAAGAACAAUCACAUGCACACCACUUGAUAAGCGAUCUCCUUGAAACUGCAACUUAAACCUUCCAAAACAUCAUGCCAUAUAUUUACCUCUUGCAUUGAAAAUCUUGGCUCAAGAACAUUUUUGGCUGAGUGUUUCUUUUUCUUUCUUUUUUGUUUUUAAUUUAAGCUCCAUCGCCAACUCCAACGACCAUGGCACCAAGCCCCCAGUUUUCAAUUUAGAGAUAAUGCUCUAAAAACAAAACUGUGAAUAUACUGAAAAUUCACUUCACGUUUGUUUUAUAGGAAUGUACAUAUAUAAAUAUAUAAUAUUUAAAACGAUAUCUGUAUUUCAAAGACAAGUAUUGCGUGUUUUCCUGUUUUCUUUUUCAAGCCAAAUCUCAAAAAGAUUGAGAUUCUAAGACUUGCAACGGGGGAGAUCAAACGGAGGAGACAGUUCGUUUGGUGGCAUUUUUAGAAAGAUAAUCGCCAUAUGGACAAGAAUUGUUGUGGCGUGAUGACACGUUGAACUUGAGACUUAAUCAUCUUCAACAGGAAACUCACAGAGCAGACUUUCAGGAGAAAGACUGAUUUAAAAAGAAAAAAAAAGAUUCCAUCUGAAUUUCAAAAGCUGUGUUCCUCUGUGGAACAUGUUCUCUUAAGCCUGGGGUAAAACAAAGGCUGCUAUGUUGUUAAUCUGUAUAGUGCAAUGCCUUUAUUAUUUAAUUCAUAUUAUCUAGUAUGGCGGAACUGUAAACUGGAAUAUCCCAAAACCUGUAUGUUUUCCUUUAUCAGUGAAGGAUUCUGUCAUGCAACUGGAAUGAUUGUAAACCAUUAAAGUCAGUGAGUAUUACACAUAAAUGCACAAUCGUUUUAUUUUGUUUUUGACUUUGUUAGCGUAGCAUUGGAGCUGAUCACACGCCUUGUACGAAGCCUGUAAUUUCUACUUUGGUGCAGUAUGUGAACUGUAUUGUGGUGUUGAAUUACGUCCUGGUAACGUGUUUCAUAAAUAAAUGAUGAUUAAGAAAAUGCUCAAAUAUUCAAUCAA